AUGGCGUCCCUCGAAGAGCUUCUUGAAAGCCUUCACUACCUCUAUCCGGCCGCGGCCUUCACGUACUUCGUAAUUGCUUCUGCCGUUGCCGUCUGCACCCUUCAGACACUGAAGGCUUCCACCAACCCCGGAAAGGAAAAUAUCCCUCGCUCGUGGAUCGUCAACCUGUUCGUGGCCUUCGUCCUGACCUACGUCGCUCAGCUGUCCAUUAUCGGCAUCCAAUCCAUCAUCCGUCAAGAAUGGAUUGGUCAGGAGCACGAGGUCAUUGGUCUCUUGUCUUGCGUUCUGGUCUUUGGCACCCAACUUGCUUUUCUCUCGGACACUGAGCACCCCGUAUGGACUCCUUACUGGGGCUCUUGGAUCAUCUCCAUCGUGUUGGAGCCUUUCAUUGCGGUCCCAGACCUCAUCCUCCGACACUCCAUCACCUUUGAGUACUGCCGUAUUGGCCACCUUGUCUUCUCUGGCUUACGGUACUACCUCCUUCUGACCAUAUUCUCGAUUUACGUUGUUCAGCGAAUCCGGGCUAGCCAGGAAGAUGCCACCGAUGAGGAAAGACAAUCUCUUCUGGCUCAAGAUGAUCCCAAGUCACGUCUGAACAGUUCUGGUAGCGGUAGCCAGAGCUCGGGUUCCGGCUAUGGAUCAACCAGCCAGCCUGAGUCGUACUGGGAGGAGCGCCAGCGGAAGGCCCAAGAAGAGAUGGAGAAGCGGCUGCAGGAGGAGGGUAACUGGCUCACCUAUAUCAAAGGCUUCACGAUUCUCUUUCCUUAUUUCUGGCCCGUCGGUCAAAAAGCUCUACAGUUCCGCCUCGUUCUUGUUGGCCUCUGCCUCCUUGCCGGAAAUGCUCUGAAUCUGCUCAUCCCCCGGCAGUUCGGUAUUAUUGUCGAUGAGCUCAAAGACAGAGACUUCAGCAGUGCCUGGAUUGGUGUGGGCAUCUACGGUCUGCUGAGAAUCGCCGCCUCUGACGCCGGUAUUGAGUUCUUGCGAGAGUGGCUUUAUCUCCCCCUCGAGGUAUACGCUGAUGGAGCCUUGAGCACCGCUGCGUAUCGCCACAUCCUCAACCUCUCGGCCGACUUCCACGACUCCAAGAGUACCUCUGAUAUCAGCUUGGCCAUGUACGGAGGGUCCAGCAUCUCCGACUUGCUCGAGUCCAUAUGCUUUCAGGCUCUUCCCAUGCUCAUCGACUUGGUCGUUGCUGUGGUCUACCUCUCCAUCACCCUUGGACCGUACGAGGGCUUCAUCACUAUUACGACAAGCACUCUGUUCCUGUUCAUUGCGACCAAGAUGAUAGCAGUCAUGAAGGAGCGCCGACGAGCCCACGUGAAUGCACAGUACGCCGAGCAUUACGUACGCCAGACUGGAAUCACGGGAUGGCACACCGUCGCUUCCUUCAACCAGACCACGUACGAGGAUGUUCGCUACUCCAACGCCAUCCAUACCCGCAUCAACUGGACAAAGCGUGUCCGUCUGGGUUGGUUCACCGCGCAAGCUUUCCAAUCUCUUGUCCUCCUGUGCGGUUUACUGGCUGGCUCGGUUCUGGCUGUGUACAGAAUCAAGAACUCCAAGGCCACGCCUGGUGAUCUGACUAUGUUGCUGAUGUACUGGGCCCAAUUGACCUCGCCACUCCGCUUCAUGGCGAGCCUUGGUAAGAAGAUAGGAAGCGACCUUAUCGACGCCGAGCGCUUGCUGGACAUCAUGAAGAAGCAGCCCACCAUUGUCAACAAGAAGGGCGCACGUCCGCUGAAGCUUGUCGGUGGCAAUGUUGAUUUCAAAGAUGUCAGUUUCAGCUACGACAAAAAGAAGAAGAUCAUCAACGGCAUCAGCCUCUCUGUUCCCGGUGGCCAAACUGUGGCUUUCGUCGGCGCUACUGGUGCCGGCAAGUCCACCAUGUUGAAGCUGCUCAAUCGCUUCUACGACUCGACCGAAGGAACCAUUCUCAUCGAUGGACAGAAUGUCCGUGAUGUGGAUCUCCACAGCCUCCGUGACCGAAUUGGCCUGGUCCCUCAGAACCCCAUCCUGUUCGACGACACGAUUAUGAACAACAUUCGGUACGCCAGAAUCACGGCUUCGGACGAUGAAGUUUUCGACGCUUGCAGGGCAGCUUGCAUUCAUGAUAAGAUCGUGACCUUCACCGAUGGCUACAACACGCGGGUUGGUGAGCGUGGAAUUAAACUUUCCGGCGGCGAACUCCAGCGUGUUGCUAUCGCUCGUGCCAUCCUCAAGCAGCCCGAGAUCGUUCUCCUCGACGAGGCCACCAGCUCCGUGGACACCGACACUGAGCAGAAGAUUCAGCACUCUUUUAUGCAGCUUUGCAAGGGUCGAACGACGUUCAUCGUUGCCCACCGCCUGUCCACGAUCAUGAAUGCUGACCGCAUUGUGGUCAUUGAAGAUGGCGAGGUUGUUGAGCAGGGCAACCACGCUGACUUGGUCGUUGCCAAAGGCAGAUAUGCCGAUCUGUGGUCCAAGCAGACGUUUUUGAAACCCAAGGACGACGACCCGACCGACGGAAAGCAGACUGACGCCACUGGUGGCGAGACGUCCGAGUCGGUCAACACACAGAAAGCCAACGGCAAGAAGCCGAAGGAUGAUUCCGCCCACGAUGAGAACGGAAAGGGGGCCAAUGACGCCAACAACGGAAGCGAGGGCAAGCCCAAUGGUCACAAGAAAGAGGGAUCCAAGCUGAACCCUGUUGCUGCGGAGUUUACCCCCAAGACUGCGGCUCUCGUCCACGCAGCCUCCAGAGUUCUCUUCACGACUCCCACUGCCUCGCCGACCCGUAGACGCGUCAAGAACUGGGCCAGCUCCCCGUCAUCUGACGGCGACUUUCCCUCGGAAACCCCGGUAAAAGGUCUUGUAGGAGACAACGGAGACGACUCCGACGGCGGGAGCGCAGACACCGUGAUCAAAAUGAACGUUCAGCUUAGAACUCCGCACCCGACCAGCCGUCGCUUUAACUCGAAGAGCGAAUCCACUGGACAGCCGGCAGACGAUGACGGAUCCCGGGACGAUGGCGAAACCGACACCUCCAGUCCCGAGAUACGACGAGUGUCUGCUCCGGCGUUGCCUAUGAAGGUUACCACCCCGGCAGCCAGGGAGAUCACUACUCCCGUGACCGUCGUCGUCAAAAAGAUGUCGCCGACCAACAGGGGCCAUGAGCAAUCCUCUGAGAACUUCAAUGUCCCUCACCAACCAACCUCGAUUUCUCCUACCAAGUCCGAGUCGGUACCCUCUGGAAAAGAGAACACUCGUCCUACCGCGCCUGCGCUGUCUUCCGACCAUCCACCUCAUCAAUCGAACCAAUUUCGGGGCGGUCGAGGACGGUCUCACCGUGGAAGAGGUGGUCGGUGGCGAGGUCGUCAGAACCAUAACAAAACACCCGGAACACCCGUUCGCUCUGGCAACCAGGCCUAG
This is a messenger RNA of Colletotrichum gloeosporioides, 3408 nucleotides long. Its product is annotated as Heavy metal tolerance protein. Gene Ontology annotation, cellular component: membrane. The coding region runs from base 1 to 3408 and encodes 1135 amino acids. Gene Ontology annotation, biological process: transmembrane transport. The record is from RefSeq and is a predicted model, not a curated record. The transcript is spliced from 6 exons. NCBI's taxonomy places the organism in Eukaryota, Fungi, Ascomycota, Sordariomycetes, Glomerellales, Glomerellaceae. Gene Ontology annotation, molecular function: ATP hydrolysis activity; ABC-type transporter activity; ATP binding.